AUGCCUGGCUCUGGUCAGCACCGCUCACCUGGUCUAGAUCCAGGCUCGACUCCAUCGACAGUUCUAUCCUCGCAAAGCGCAGCGGCUGCAACUGAGCAAGGGAAUCAGGGCUACAACUUUUACACGCACCCGUCCCGCAUCUCGAUCCUCGACGACAACGGCGACCUGACUAUCGAUCCAACCGCCUUUCUCCUCUGCUCGUCCGGGCAGCCGACUCCGACUAUGGAUAGCCCGGGUGCAGCCAACACCUCCGCAUGGCGCGGCACCACUGACUUCGCGUCUUCUUCAAGAGCAUUUGAAUUCUUCACCAAUGACCAUCCCGACGACAUGUCCGAUGACGGCGAGUAUCGCUUCUUUACCCCCUCAUAUCUCAAGUCCUCGACAUAUAUGCACAAGCUUCAAGAGGCACACAGAUCACGCAUACACUCGAGGCAGGAGCAAAAGCGAAAUGGCGCCGUCUCAUCUAGCAAUGGUUUCUCCUCCGAUCUGUUGCCCAGAGGCUCCCACCGCGGCCUCUCGCACACGGUUAUUGAACGUGGUAUCGUAUCCGACGACCGCGACGGACUUGCUUCGCUGCCUAUGCGAUUGAACAAGAGCGACAUGAGUGGUGGCCUCGAAAUUCUAUCCGACGGGCUCGGAGUCAAGUACCUUGAGAUCAAGGGCCAGCUUGACCGCGAAAACGAUGCAUACGGUGUCCGCGCCGACCAUCACAUCCCCAUGCAGUGUGGCCUAUAUUAUUUCGAGGUCCAGAUCGUGCAUACACUACCCAACGAGACCUUCAUUUGCAUUGGCUUUUCCACCAAGGCAGCGUCCACGGCCAGACCCGUAGGCUGGGAGCCCGAAUCCUGGGGCUAUCAUGCCGACGACGGCCGAUGCUUUGCCGGGCAAAAUGUCGGGCGCCCGUUUGCGUCUGGAUACUCUGCCGGUGACGUAGUUGGCUGUGGUAUUAAUUUCCGUAACAGAACGGCCUUUUAUACCAAGAACGGCGUCAACUUGGGUACUGCUUUUCACGAUAUCAACAAGGGUAGACUUUAUCCCUCUGUCAGCCUGAAGAGGGCCGGCGAGCAAGUCCUGUUCAACUUUGGCCAGACACCCUUCGUAUACCGCAUAGAUGACACGAUGAAAGAACUCCGAGAAGAUGUUCAAGUAGAUAUUCAGUCGACCGAUACGUCGAAACUCGAGCCCGGCCUCGGCGAGACGGAAUUCAUCCAAGCGCUGGUUAUGCAAUUCCUCCAACAUGACGGCUAUAUUGAAUCGGCACGCGCGUUUGCCAAAGAUUUAAAGACUCAAAAGGAAGCGUUGAGCUCGGACACUGAACCGACAUCCAGCGGCAUAAACAUUCACGACGACGAAGAUGCCAACAACCGACAACGGAUCCGGCGAGCAAUCCUAGAAGGCGAUGUCGAUCGAGCGCUAAAAUUCACAAAUGCAUACUACCCGCACGUUUUGCGAGAGCACGAACCCGUAUACUUUAAACUGCGCUGUCGAAAGUUCAUUGAAAUGGUUCGCAAGGCAGCCCAACUCAACAUGGCAGCAGAGGCUGGGGAAAAUGGCAAUACUAACGAUAUGGACAUUGACGCCAACGGAGAUGGCUACGAAUGGGAUGAUGCACCAGAAGCACCAAACGAGAGCGUGGUGCUGGACCUGGAGAGAGACAUGUUGGAGUACGGCCAGGCUUUGCAAGCUGAAUAUGCCGAAGAUUCCCGCAAGGAAGUGGGCACAGCGCUGGACGAAAUUUGGUCUUUGAUUGCCUACCGCAACCCCCUAAAGGAACCCCAAGUUAGUCAUUUGCUGGCGCGCAAGGGCCGAGUCGCGGUGGCAGAAGAGCUAAACGCUGCUAUUCUUUCUUCCCUGGGCAAGUCGUCACGGGCGGCACUGGAAAUGCUGUACGCGCAGACAAGUGUGCUGUUGGAAGAAUUGCGACAAGACGGUGGCGCCGGCGCUUUUACCUCUGUCGAGGAGAUUAUUGAUGAGAUUCAGGUCGACUAUGAUGCUUAG
Messenger RNA from Cordyceps militaris CM01, 1998 nucleotides. Its product is annotated as Ran-binding protein (RanBPM), putative. Gene Ontology annotation, cellular component: cytoplasm. Gene Ontology annotation, molecular function: protein binding. The coding region runs from base 1 to 1998 and encodes 665 amino acids. The transcript is spliced from 6 exons. Gene Ontology annotation, biological process: cell surface receptor signaling pathway; cytoskeleton organization. The record is from RefSeq and is a predicted model, not a curated record. NCBI's taxonomy places the organism in Eukaryota, Fungi, Ascomycota, Sordariomycetes, Hypocreales, Cordycipitaceae.